AUGGAGCGUCCAGUCACGCCCCCGGCUGCCUCGGAAAGACCGAGAGCUGCCUCGUCGCAGACCCCAGAAAUGGUCAGACGCAUUGGAGAAAGUCGGCUUCGUGCCAAAGCCAUCCGCGAACAACGAGAAGCUGAACAGAGAGCAGCAGGAACUGCAGUAGCACUACCCAAAUCGGCGGCUGGAUUCAUACCUACAGAGAAUGUUCACGUUUCAAAACUUGCGAAUGGAAAGCGGCCGUACAACGACAUUUCAACUGGCGGCAUUGCUGAAGGCAACAACCGCGAUGGCCGCAACGUGGGGGAUGAGGCGGCCUUGAAACCAGCGCGCAAGUUCACCAAAUUUGUAGACUACAACAUGAGCUCGAUGACAGACACAAAAGGUGGCUUUCUUUCCAUGGAAGACGAUCCCAACAACUAUGCGCUGGGCGUUCAGAAGCCAGGGCAGACAGACGAACAGAGACCAAAGGGAAUGACUAUCCAGGAGUGGGAGAAGCAAAAGACGAUACAAAACUUGAAGAGACUAAAAGCAGGGCCUUUUGAGCCUGGCAUUAGUGUUUUGGAUGACCAAAAGGCGAGAAAAAAGUGCAGAGAGUGCAACAGCUUGGAAAUAGACUUUGUGUGGGAGGAAGUCUUCCAUAUCUGCGUGUGCAACAAUUGCAAGGAUAAAUACCCCGAAAAAUACUCCCUAUUAACAAAGACGGAGUGCAAAGAAGACUAUCUUCUAACAGAUCCUGAGCUGCGAGAUCCUGAGUUGCUUCCUCAUUUGAACAAGCCAAAUCCGCACAAAUCUCACUGGCACGACAUGAUGCUCUUUCUGCGUUUCCAGGUGGAAGAAUACGCCCUUGGUACAAAAUGGGGCUCAGCAGAGGCACUGGACGCGGAAUAUGAAAGACGGGAGACACAGAAGAAGGCGCGCAAAGAGGCCAAGUUCAAGGAGAAACUGCUGGAUUUGAAGCGCAAGACGAGAACAGAAGCAUUCCGACGACAAGCAGGGACGUUGGGCAACAAGAAUGGGGCGCCGAGCAAGUUUGGCGAUGCCGUGGGAGGAGGAGGCCGUCAUGUGCACGAAUGGGGACGGACAGUCGAGAACGAAGAGGGGAUGACAGUCAAGACUUGCGUAACGUGCGGAAUGGAGGUGGAGGAACUAGAAUUCUGA
This is a messenger RNA of Trichoderma gamsii, 1155 nucleotides long. RefSeq names its product DNA-repair protein complementing XP-A cells. The record is from RefSeq and is a predicted model, not a curated record. Bases 1 to 1155 code for a protein of 384 amino acids. The transcript is spliced from 3 exons. Gene Ontology annotation, biological process: nucleotide-excision repair, DNA damage recognition; nucleotide-excision repair involved in interstrand cross-link repair; base-excision repair. Gene Ontology annotation, molecular function: damaged DNA binding. Gene Ontology annotation, cellular component: nucleotide-excision repair factor 1 complex. Lineage: Eukaryota; Fungi; Ascomycota; Sordariomycetes; Hypocreales; Hypocreaceae.